ACUUUUUUUUUCGUUUUUGUUUUAUUUCCUCAAAAGCAGAUUUGAUUCUGUUUGUAUGUCUUCCUUCUCUUUUGCAUUCCUUUGUUUUCUUCUCAUUGAUUAGAACAAAACAUUGGUUUUGAAAGAAUGGGAAGCGAAUCAAUGAGCCACUUGUCUCUUAAGAAAAAACUCAAAUCAAGGUUUUGCAUCGCCGGAUGUUUUCGUACGACCAAUCACCACCACCACAACAUCCCCGACGAUCUGCCAUCAUCCCCGAUGACUCCAGCCACCACCGAGAAAUCUACACAAAGCCCACAUGGUGGUGGAAUUAAGACCAAAUCACCAAGACUCACUAGGACGUUGUCCAAGUCACAUGAAAAGUGCAAGAGUCUGAUCCAUCGAAUGGGCGGUGGGGUUACCGGCGCUGGCGGCCACGGGAAGCAUAUUCGCCGCCAUACUGCUGACUUUCAUUAUGAUCCGUCGAGCUAUGCGCUUAACUUUGAUAAAGGAGAUGAGGAUGAAAAUAUCGACCGCUUUCCGCUCCGCAACUUCUCCGCUAGGCUGCCUCGUUCGCCGCCUUCUUCGGCCAAGGCCGCGACGGAGUCUUCGUACACGGUUCAAAACCUUUUGCGGUAAUUAAUGAUUGAAUCACAUUUUUCAAUCUAGCAAAAUAAUCUGAUAUUUUAGCAAUUGUAAAUACAAAAGUUGAUUUGAU
Molecule: messenger RNA, 694 nt
Organism: Arabidopsis arenosa
Lineage: Eukaryota; Viridiplantae; Streptophyta; Magnoliopsida; Brassicales; Brassicaceae
Source: the annotation of a GenBank genome assembly